GAGAAAUAGGGGGUUCUGGGAGUUCGUUGGGCGGUUGAGAGCUUCACGCGUCUCGUCGCCCGCUCUGCUGAGGUGACUUUGGACAUUCACACUUGGGACUCCUGAGGAGAGCAGAGUCAGGGAAAGUGAACAAUCAGAUAUUCAAGAGGCCAAGACAAGAGGAUAAUUUGAAGCUAGAAAUUCAAUCCUGGGGAAAUGCCAAGCAUUUAAAAGGAUUGCAUACUCAAGGCUAAAGAGGAGCUGCUACAGUCAGCACACAUCCCUGUCUGGUCAUGUUCCCUUCCAAGUCCACUGCUAUGGCACUGGCGAUUCUUCAGGACUGGUGUGGGUGGAUGGGUGUCAAUGCCCAGCGUUCACUGCUUAUCCUGGGCAUCCCUGAUGAUUGUGAGGAAGACGAAUUCCAGGAGGCUGUGCAGGCUGCCCUCAGGCCCCUGGGCAGAUACCGAGUGCUUGGCAAGGUCUUCAGAAAGGAGAUUGGGGCAAAGGUUGCUUUGGUUGAAUUCGCUGACAAUUUGAACCAAAGUUUGAUCCCCCGACAAAUACCAAGUGAUAGGGGGCCCUGGUCUGUGAUCUUCCUGCCUCAGGUCCCUGAUAUCGAGUUACAGGGUACAUUCAAUUUCCCUGCACAGGCUCAUGGGCAAGCUUUGCAAGGGGCUUCAGGUGGGGCAGGGGCUUCAGGUACAUCAGGGACUGCAGUUGAGGAAGGAGAUGGAGGUGAGACAGGGAAUGUGGGUGAGGCAGGAGGAGCAGCUGAGGAAGGCGAUGAGGAUGAGGCAAGAGUGUCGGAGGAGGAAGGAACAGAGGGUGAGGAAGGAGGAGCGGGUGCAGCCCCUCCUGCCUCCUUCCUACAGGAGGAAGGAGCUGCAGCUGAGGCAAGAGUGUCAGACAAGGAAGAGACAGAGGGUGAGGAAGGAGGAGCAGGUGAGGCAGGAAGAACAGCCGAGGAAGAAGCUGCAGCUGAGGCACGAGUGUCAGAUGAGGAAGGAGCAGAGGCUGAGGGAGGAGUUAUAUAUGAGGCAGGAGUAAUAGAUGAAGCAAGACUGUCAGACGAGGGGGCUAUGGAUGAGGAAGAUGAUGUAGUUGAGGCAGGGGCUGCAAGAAUGUCUGAUGAGGAAGGAGCUGGAGGGGACAUGGGGGUUGCAGGUGUUAUAGGAGCUAUGGGUUGGGUAGGAGCUGCAGGUGAGGUAGGAGCUGCAGGAGAAGGAGGCGUUUUAGAGGCAGGAGCAGGUGAUGAUGGGUCUGCAGGUGAAGAGGGGUCUGUGGGUGAUGAAGGGUCUGGGAGUGAUGAGGGGUCUGCAGGGGAUGAAGGAUCUGUGGAUGGUGGAGGGGCUGUGGGUGAAGCAGGAGCUGUAGGUGAGGCAAGAAUGUCAGAUGAGGAGGGAGCUGCAGGUGACAUGGGAGUUGCAGGCAUUAUAGGAGCUGUGGGAUUGGCAGGAGCCGCAGGUGAGGCAGGAGGUUCAGGUGAGGAAGGGGCCUUUGAUGUGGCAGGAGGGGCACAUGGGGCUGGAGCCUGGACCCAGCAGUGGAGCCAAGCCCUGCAGCCCAUCCUGGAAAACAUGGCCUACCAGGAACUGAGACACUUCUCUGGGAUGGAAGAGCCCGGCUCUGGGGGUCAGUCUUUCGAGAGCUGGCUGGACCAUGCCAAUGACAUGCUAUACCUGUGGCGCCACAUAUCCGAGAGGGAGAGGCGGCGGCGGCUGGUGGAGAGCCUGGGGGGCCCUGCCCUGGAUCUCCUGUGUGAGCUUCUGGAAGAACAUCCAGAUACCCCUGCACAGGACUGCCUGGCUGCACUGGUGCAGGUGUUUGGCAACAAGGAUACCGUGAUGACCGCCCGGCUGAAGUUCCUGACUUGCUCCCAGCGGCCUCAGGAGACCCUCUUUGCCUAUGUGAUGCGCCUGGAAGGUCUGCUGCAGAUGGCCCUGGAGAAGGGGGCCAUCCAGCCUGCAAUGGUGGAUCAGGCGAGGGUACGGCAGGUGCUGAUGCGGGCCAGGCCCAACCAGAUGCUGCAGAACACCCUGAGGAGGUUGCGGCUGGAGAGGCGGCCACCUGGCUUUGUGGGGCUGCUCAGGCUUGUCCGGGAGACUGAGGCGUGGGAGGCAGCUCUGGCUGAAAAUGCGGUGGUCCCAGUGGGGGAAGGGGUGGAAGUGCAUGGUGGAGAGCUGGAUGUGGCCCAGGCUGCCCUUGUCAGUGUUGGGGGUGCUGAGCCUGCCCCUGCUGUUAGAGAGGCUCUGCCAGCUGGUGAAGAUGCUGGCCAGGCUGCUGCUGCUGUUCUUGAGCAAGCUGCUGGGCCUGCUCCUGAUAGUGGUGGUGCCAUAAAGGCAGGCCCUGACUCUGAUGAGGCCAAGGUCUUCCCUGUCACCCAGAGAGAUGAAGAUGUGUUGGCCUCUGCUGGCUCAGGCCAGGCGAGGCCCACUGAGGGCCCAGGUGUGCCUGAGAGCUUGGCCCGUACAGGAGAUCAAGAAGUAGAGCAGCCUGUAUCAGAGGGGCUGAAGGAAGAGUCAGAAAAUGAGGAUGGGGCAUGGGAAGAUAGUCACCCCAAACCCUUCUUUGGCAAAUAGGCUCAGAAGGUCCAGGGGCUUCCUCCUACCUCAGGCAGUUAAGUCCUAUAGGAAGGCAAGGUAGGCCCAAGGUCUGUGCUUCACCCAAAAGGUGUAGCAGGGCCCAGAAAAGGUUUUGCCCAACUUUAAACCAGCUCCCUUUCUUAAAUCCUCAAGGGGUCCUGGCCACCACCAGCACCUCCCAUUUGAGUUAUGCAGGUGACCACAUUUGCCACCAAGUAGAGUGGGGAGAGGUACCCUUUUCCAUGACAAUAUCACCUCCAGAUCUAGUCCUAAACUAUUCUGGCUUGGCUUGCCUGAAACACAUUGCUGAGGUCCCAGCCCCAAAAUUAAGGAUGUGGCUUGAGAAUCCACCUGUUCUAGUCUGGAAGAUGUGGCAAGGAGGUCAUCCCAACACUUACAGCUACUUCAUUCUCCCAACACAGGUAGCCCACCUCCUCCCAUUUGCAGUUUCUAGGCUGGCUGCUUUCUGCAAUGGGACAUUCACAUUAUCUGUCUACCUCAUAGUGACCCAGCUGUCCAGAGCAUUCACCUUCACACACUCUCCCUCAUCCAUUGGUUUUGUGCAAAGCCAUGAGAUAAAUUAACCUGGGCAAAUGAAAGUUCUGGCCACCCGGUCAACAACUUCCAUACAGAGGCAUGCAGUAAGCUGCUGUGCUGGUCAAGCCUUUCCUUCCCAUAUUAUGAGCCACUUGUUUGCUUUCUCAGUGUGAACCUAGGUCUGCCACUGGCUGAUUGUUUUUCAGAUAUGUGCAUUGCCACCUGAGCACAUCCUUUCCAGAGACCCCAAGUUCAGCAUCAGGAACCAGCAGGAAGAACAGAAGACAAGGGACUGGGUGAUGCUUAUCUUGUGACUGUCACUUGGUGGAUCUGCACAGGCAAAAAGACAUAGACCUGGGAGGGGCUUGGACACCAUGUUUUUGUUCCAUUUAAGUUGUUAUUUAUGAUUCCUAUAUCCUCUACUUGGUGGGGUAUUCUGUGUUGUGAUUUCUGAUGUCUAUAACUGGCCUGUGUCAGUAUUAGGACAGGGCCACCCCACAGUGUGUGACCCCUUGAAGUCAUCCUCUAAAGUAAAUGAGUAUUACCUGAGGCCAUUGUCUUGAUAAGAUGCACAUCUUGGAUCUUUGAAAAAGGAGAAAAAUAGUGAGGGGCCCCAAGGUGCUUUCAGAGCCUCAGGAGGAGUACAGUCUGGGAACUAGAGCUUCUGGUGGCUAAGAUGUGUUUCUGACUACUGUUUUACCUUUUUCAAUGGUUUCAUUAAAUGUUUUUCUUUAAUAAAUUUUUUGG
This is a messenger RNA of Peromyscus maniculatus bairdii (prairie deer mouse), 3845 nucleotides long. Its product is annotated as paraneoplastic antigen Ma6F-like. NCBI's taxonomy places the organism in Eukaryota, Metazoa, Chordata, Mammalia, Rodentia, Cricetidae. The record is from RefSeq and is a predicted model, not a curated record.